AAUUAAAUCAUACAUGAGAAAAUAUAGAAUAUGGUUUUUAAGGCCUCAAAAACGUUUGAUUCAUCAAUAUGUCUAAAAAGCGAUCUUUACAAAUGUCAGCCUAUACAAAUAGAACCUUAUACAACCUGGCCAUUCGUAUUAUUGAACGCUAUCUGUAUUAUUAAUGGGUAGAUAAUCCUCUUUGUUAGGCAUUCACAAUGGCUUUCAUUUCGCUGACUGUGUUUGCAGUUUGUGCUUGACAACUGUAAUAUGAUAAGAACGCUUAUUAAAGAUUAUUUACGUAAAGUUGAUCAAAGUAAUCAACUAUGUUAAAGACAAUCUUAAAGUCAAAUGAACAUUUGAAUCGGAGUACUCCAACGAUAUUCGAAGAUCCGGAGGAAGAAAAAUUGCAAUCGAUCAAUCUAUCAAGACAAUCUCAAAGGAGUGUAAUAUCUAUUAAUGUACCUCAACAGUAUGAGAAUUCCAAAAAAAAUUCAAGUGAAGAUUUAUCCGACGAGAGACUGCUAUCAAGACAAUCUAGAAGAAGUACAUCAUCCAGUCGAACAUUAAAUACACCACCCUUGAAAAAAUUAGAUAAACAUAGAAAUAAUAACAAUAAAAAUAAGAAAAAGAUGAAACGAAAAGACAAUUUUGGUUUAUCACCAGCCGAGGAGGAAGCGCUUCGCACCAAAGAAUUUUGGGAGCAUUGGGGUGCUGAAAUGACAAUAAAAAUUCUUAGAAAGAGGCAAAUUGAAUUGGAUAAAGAGGAAGAAAAUUAUCCUCAAAUCUCUGGUAGAAUUUAUCCAGAACCUCGAAUUCCCAGAAGAGAUUCAACCGAGUCGUUAGUAACCAAUUUAUCUCUAUUCUCUACUUCAGACGCUACUACUGUGGAAGCAGAUACACCAGAUGUCAAAUUGAAGACAACAAUGAAGAGAAGAAGGAAACCAAAGACUAUUAAGCCAACAAUAGUCAAGGAAGCAAAAGUAGAUUGGGAAAAAUUAGCUAGAGAAAAGAAUAAUAGCAUUUUAAAUAAAUUAAUGGGAGGUAAGAAAGAGGAUCAUCUUUCAAAUGAAGAAUGGGAACUUCUUAUAAGCUGUUCUAAGAGAAAAGGUUUAAUCGGUAGAGAAAAGAGUAAGUCUACAGCAAAUGUUUUAUCGACCAUAGAGGAUAGCGACGAAAUGGUCGAAUGGCAGAUGGAGAGUUUUAAAGACUAUAGCGAUGAAUUUAAGUUACCAGAGACUAGACCUUUAUCCGUAGAGUUAGGAAGUGUAAACUCCAGCAUCCAGCGUGAUCUGGACGCUCAGCGUGCCCAUCUAUCGACAGCUCCCGCAAGAACCUCUAAUUUCUCUUUUGAAGAUCCCGAACAUCGUAAAAAAAUUAGGCAAAGACUAUCGAAAACUAUUAACUCCUUAUCAAAAAUUACUGGACUCGGAGAUAAUAAAAAUGUUUGUAGACAAAAUCCAGAGGAAAUUGGUAGAUAUACUGCAGAAGACUACUCCAAAAUAUGUCGCUACCCCCAAAGAUUAAAAGUCGCUCCUCAACUUGCCCAAGUAGUUAAAUAUGAUAUUAUAAAGAGAAUGGGUACACCCAAACUCCAUAGACUCUCAAUCAGUGAUAUUAAGAACCUAAACGACGCAAACCCAGUUUUAGGUAGAAUUCAUAGAAAUUUAUUGGUAUUCAAUUGGUUGAAUGAUAUUGACGGAAAUUACGAUAUUUGCCAAUAAAUUGCUAUUUUUAAGCACCAAUUUUCGUAAUUUUGACUAUUUUUAAACAUACACAAAAUAUAUUUGAACUAAUCGAUCCAUCGAUUUGUUUAUUCACAUACUCCAAACUGAAUUAAACGGAAUAAAC
Messenger RNA from Dimorphilus gyrociliatus, 1830 nucleotides. NCBI's taxonomy places the organism in Eukaryota, Metazoa, Annelida, Polychaeta, Dinophilidae. The record is from the annotation of a GenBank genome assembly.